CUUUUCCUUGCCCCAUUCCACAAACACGUUUUCAUUCAUUCAACUUCACAAUGGCAGAGACACUCACCCACCCUCUCGUCAAGGACGGCUGGUUCAAGGAAACCGGCACUCUCUGGCCCGGCCAGGCUAUGACUCUUGAGGUCAAGGAGAUCCUUCACGUUGAAAAGUCGCUCUACCAGGACGUCCUUGUCUUCCAGUCGACCUCCUACGGCAACGUCCUCGUCCUCGAUGGUGUCAUCCAGGCAACCGAGCGCGAUGAGUUCUCCUACCAGGAGAUGAUGACUCAUGUGCCCAUGAACGCCCACCCUUACCCCAAGAAGGUCUUGGUCAUUGGAGGUGGUGAUGGUGGUGUCUUGCGCGAGGUCGUCAAGCACGAGGGUGUCGAGGAGGUCACUCUCUGCGAGAUUGACGAGGCUGUGAUCCGCGCUUCUAAGAGGUUCUUGCCCGGCAUGGCCGCUGGAUUCGAGCACCCCAAGGUCAAGAUCCACAUUGGUGAUGGUUUUGCUUUCCUUGAGGACAAGGUCGACAGCUUCGAUGUCAUUAUCACGGACUCUUCUGAUCCCGUCGGACCCGCUGCCUCUCUUUUCCAGGCAAAGUUCUUUGAGCUGAUGAAGAACGCCCUUCAUGCCGGCGGAAUCAUCUGCACGCAGUGCGAGUGCAUCUGGCUCCAUAUGCCUAUUAUCAAGGAGGUCAUGGGCUUCAGCCGCAAGCUCUUCCCUCGUGUCGAGUAUGGCUUCAUUACCAUCCCCACCUAUCCCUGCGGACAGAUCGGUCUCAUGGUCUGCUCCAAGGACCCCAACGCGAUUAUCAAGGAGCCUCUCCGCCAGUGGCCCAAGGAGCAGGAGGCAAAGCUUUGCCGCUACUACAAUUCUGAGAUCCACAAGGGCUGCUUUAUCCUGCCCCAGUUUGCCAAGGCUGCGUUGGAGGCUGGCGAGGGAUCUCAGUAAAGAGUGUCGAGGCAUUUCUGUUUGAAUUGAAAUAAAAAAAAAAAAAACGAAUGCACAAAUCAUAUCUAGUGGCUUGGCUGAGGCAAUAAAAUGGUUUUCGCGCUGCC
Messenger RNA from Gamsiella multidivaricata, 1054 nucleotides. RefSeq names its product spermidine synthase. Gene Ontology annotation, molecular function: spermidine synthase activity. Gene Ontology annotation, cellular component: cytosol. Bases 51 to 947 code for a protein of 298 amino acids. Lineage: Eukaryota; Fungi; Mortierellomycota; Mortierellomycetes; Mortierellales; Mortierellaceae. The transcript is spliced from 5 exons. The record is from RefSeq and is a predicted model, not a curated record. Gene Ontology annotation, biological process: spermidine biosynthetic process.